CAGACUCUGCUUUGGAAAUCAUUACAGCUGUGUAACUUGCAAACUAUGAGUAAUGGCUUCCUCCAGUUUAACUCAUCCUUCUCUUAGUGUUUGCACUGUGCUCAUCCUUCCCUGCCUGCCUGGUCCUGCCCGGCGGUGAGGUCCUGGAUCUCGGUGCAGCAGCUUCCCUCGUGCCUUGGAGAGGAAUUGCAGCACAAUGGCUUCGUUCCCUGUCUUGGAGCAAGAGACGUUGUUCCGGAACGGUACCUGGAGCUAUCGCAUUCCAGCCCUUCUCUACCUGCCCCGGUUCAGCAUGAUCCUGGCCUUUGCUGAGGAGCGGGAGGACGUGGUGGAUGAACAUGCCAAGCUCAUAGCGAUGCGCAGGGGCCUGUACAACCCCAGCUCGCACCACGUCCAGUGGAAUAACAUGGAGACCAUUGUCACUGCACAGCUGAAAGACCACCGAUCUAUGAACCCCUGCCCGGUUUACGAUGAGGUCUCAGGGAAACUGAUCCUGUUCUUCAUAGCUGUCCCAGGAAAGAUCUCUGAGCAGCAUCAGCUCAGGACAAAGAUUAACCUGGUACGCCUCUGCUACGUCACCAGCAUGGACCAAGGGCGCACCUGGAGCACUGCCCAGGAUGUCACCGACAGCACCAUCAGGGCCGAGUACAAGAACUGGGCCACGUUUGCGGUGGGGCCGGGGCACGGCUUACAAUUGCUCAACGAGGCCCGGAGCCUGGUGAUUCCUGCCUAUGCCUAUCGUAUCUUGGACCCGAAGCAACACCCCACCCCUCAUGCCUUCUGCUUCAUCAGCUCUGACCACGGCACAACGUGGGAGCUGGGCAACUUCGUGGGCGAGGAGAGCGCGGUGGAGUGCCAGGUAGCGGAGGUGCACUCCUGUGGCAGGAGGGUCCUGUACUGCAACGCGAGGAGCACCAGGGGAGCCCGAGUCCAGGCCAUCAGCUACAACCACGGGCUGGACUUCGAGGGAGGCCAGCGGGUUGAAAUGCUGGUGGAACCUCCCUUUGGAUGCCAUGGAAGUGUUACUGCCUUUCCACCUCCCCCUGAUGCCAGGUGCCAAGAUAGUUGGUUACUCUAUGCUCACCCUACAGACCCAAAGGGUCGAAAAGAUUUAGGAAUUUACCUCAACAAAAGCCCUUUAAAUCCAGCACACUGGACAAAACCUAGCAUCCUCUUCAAGGGCCUGUGUGCUUAUUCGGAUCUGCAGUACAUGGGUGUUGGGCCCGAUGGCUCACCCUUGUUCUCCUGCCUCUUUGAAUACGGGACCCGCCGGCAGUGUGAAGAGAUGAUCUUUGUCAUGUUCACCUUGAAGCAAGCCUUUCCCUCUGAGUUUUGAGUAUCAAGCCUUUCCAUCAGCAUCCCUCCAAACAUCACCUUUGCUGAUCUUUUUCCUUGUCACUUCUCAUCUUUGAGCAGGAGGUUUUUGUACUCCUUCUGCACACUUAGUUUGGCGUUGGCUUGCGGCGUCUGUAGAUUAUGAAG
This is a messenger RNA of Empidonax traillii (willow flycatcher), 1482 nucleotides long. It is a transcript of the gene NEU2, whose product is annotated as neuraminidase 2. The transcript has 3 exons. Lineage: Eukaryota; Metazoa; Chordata; Aves; Passeriformes; Tyrannidae. Gene Ontology annotation, cellular component: cytoplasm; lysosome; membrane. The coding region runs from base 197 to 1336 and encodes 379 amino acids. Gene Ontology annotation, molecular function: exo-alpha-sialidase activity. The record is from RefSeq and is a predicted model, not a curated record. Gene Ontology annotation, biological process: oligosaccharide catabolic process; ganglioside catabolic process.